Molecule: messenger RNA, 1869 nt
Organism: Malus domestica (apple)
Lineage: Eukaryota; Viridiplantae; Streptophyta; Magnoliopsida; Rosales; Rosaceae
Source: RefSeq, a predicted model, not a curated record
AUGAAAACUCCUCUGCUUUCAUGGCUUUUCUUACUCCGCAUUUGCUAUGUUUCACUCACCUUCCAUACGUUUGUGGUCUCUACCCAAUGUCCCGGCGAUCAGCAAUCUUUGUUGCUACAUUUGAAGAACACCCUCACAUUUGACCCUGCAACAUCUCAAAAACUUGUGAACUGGAACAAUGGCUCGGAUUACUGCUCUUGGGAAGGAGUGUCCUGCAAAAAGGGUUGUGUUUCGAAUCUGGACUUGAGCAGCGAGGCGAUUACUGGUGGACUUGAUAAUUCCAGUUCUCUUUUCCGUCUGAAGUCAAUCGACAACCUGAAUUUGGCUUACAACAACUUCAAAUACACUCAGAUUCCUUCCGAGUUCAAGCAGCUAACAGGUUUGAGUAAUCUGAACUUGUCUAAUGCUGGCUUUGCGGGGCAGGUUCCGAUUGAGAUUUCACACCUUACGAGGUUGGUAACUCUUGAUUUGUCGACCUUUUAUUUCCCCGGAACUCCGUCGUUGAAUCUUGAGAGGCCGAAUUUGAAUGUGUUCAUUCGGAACUUUCCUGAGCUCGUUGAACUUUAUCUUGAUGGUGUGAAUAUAUCAGCACUGGGGAAUGAGUGGUGCCAAGCGAUAUCAUCUUCACUGCCAAAAUUGAGGGUGUUGAGCUUGUCCACUUGUAAUCUUUCAGGCCCUAUUGAUAGUUCACUACUGAAGCUUCAAUCUCUCUCAGUUAUUCAUAUUGACAACAACAAUUUGUCUACUCAAGUUCCGGAGUUCUUCUCGAAUUUCCCGAAUUUGACUUCCUUAGGAAUCAUGAAUUCUGGAUUAUAUGGUGCAUUCCCAAAGAAGAUCUUCCAGGUACCUACACUGCAGGCUGUUGAUUUAUCUGGUAAUCCGCAGCUUCAAGGUUCCUUACCAGAAUUUUCGAAGAGUGGAUCUCUUCGAUCCCUGGUUCUCAAUGGGGCAAAUUUUUCAGGCCAGUUGCUUCCAAACUCUAUUGGGAACCUCAAGUUCCUGUCCAGCAUAGAUAUUGCAAAUUGCAAUUUCACUGGAUCAAUUCCGAGAUCAAUGGAAGACCUUACGCAGUUGAUUUAUCUGGACUACUCGGCGAACAAGUUCAAUGGUUCAGUUCCAUCCUUCAGUAUGGCCAAGAAUCUGACCCUAAUAGAUCUUUCUCACAAUCAGCUAACGGGUUGGAUUAAUUCCUCGCACUGGGAAAGCCUGACUAAUCUGGUGAAUCUCAACUUGCGACACAAUCUACUUGAUGGGACUAUUCCGUCAUCUCUGUUUUCUCUUCCCAUGCUGCAAAAUUUUGGGCUUUCUAACAAUAACUUCUCUGGCCAGUUACCUGAAUUUGGUAAUUUUUCUUCCCUAUACUUCCUUGAUUUGAGUAGCAAUAGUUUGGAAGGGCCUAUACCCAUGUCCAUCUUUAAUCAACGAGAGCUUAGAGUACUCUUUCUUUCUUCAAAAAACUUCAGUGGGUCCUUUCCGCUUAAUGAUAUUCAACAACUGAAAAAUCUCUCAAGUCUUGAUCUUUCAUACAAUAGCUUGCUAAUUAAUUAUGAGAGUUCCAAUUCCUCCUACUCCUUUCCGAAAAUUUCCAUAUUGAAAUUAGCUGCUGUAAAGUUGAGAACCUUUCCUGAUCAAGCACUUUGGACCUAUCACAAAACCAUAUUCAUGGUGAGAUACCCAACUGGAUUUGGAGGCUCACUUAAGGGACAAAUUCCAAUGCUUCCAGAACGGGCCACUUAUCUGGAUUACUCAAGAAAUAAUUUCAGCUCAAGCAUUCCGGCCAACAUUGGUGAUUUCCUUAUGUACACUGUGUUCUUCUCUCUUGCAAGCCACAAGUUAAAUGGAAGCAUUCCAGAAUCAAUGUGCACGUAA